AUGCACAUCCUCAUCCUCGGCGCAACCGGCCGCGUCGGCUCCAGAAUCCUCGCCGCCGCCCUCUCCCAAAGCCACACCGUCACAGCACUCGUCCGCAACCCGUCGUCUCUCCCAGGCCAAACCGGUCUCACAAUAAUCGAAGGCACGCCUCUCAAAGAAAGCGACAUCCUCAGAGCCAUCACCUCUUCCCCAGCCCCAAUCGACGUCGUAAUAACUGCACUCAACAACCCCCGAAAGACAGGCUCUCCCUUCGCGGCAUCCGUCGGACCGGCUGAUUUCAUGGAGAAUUGCGUGAGGAAUUUGGUGAGUGUGAUGAAAUCCCAGGGGAUAGGAAGGGUGGUGGUGUUAUCUGCGUUUGGGGUCGGGAGUUCGAGUGAGAAUGUGAUUGCGCCGAUGAGAAUGAUAUUAAAGCAUUCGAACGUGAGUGUUGGACAUAGGGAUCAUGCGAGGGUUGAGCAGCUGUUGCGGGAAGCGAAAGGACUGGAGUGGACGGUCGUGAAGCCUGCUAUGUUGACGGAGGGAGAGGGGAAGGGCGUUAGAGAGUUUGGGGAGGUGGGGGCGGGGAUUGGGUGGAUGCCAAAGGUGAGUAUGGAAGGGGUUGCGAGUUUUAUGGUUGAGUGUGCGGAGAGGGAAGGGAGGGGUGCGAGGGUUGUGGUUGUUGCUGAGUAG
Glarea lozoyensis ATCC 20868 is the source of this 669-nucleotide messenger RNA. RefSeq names its product NAD(P)-binding Rossmann-fold containing protein. Lineage: Eukaryota; Fungi; Ascomycota; Leotiomycetes; Helotiales; Helotiaceae. The transcript has a single exon. The coding region runs from base 1 to 669 and encodes 222 amino acids. The record is from RefSeq and is a predicted model, not a curated record.